Molecule: messenger RNA, 1780 nt
Organism: Triticum aestivum (bread wheat)
Lineage: Eukaryota; Viridiplantae; Streptophyta; Magnoliopsida; Poales; Poaceae
Exons: 4
Coding region: 826-1524 (232 amino acids)
Source: RefSeq, a predicted model, not a curated record
UGCUACUGGUACUGCCUACCCGUGGUCACUGGCUCACUGCAACCAUGUCCCAUUACUCCACUGCACUGGUAGGCUGGCAGCUACAGUAAUUCUGUGGGAGGGGAGAGGUGGAGAGCUUCGAUGCAGCUCCCAUGGGGGCCUCGCCGGCGUUCCGCUGAGGUGCUAGCCCUCGGCGGUGGCCCGGAUCUCAUCAGUGCUCCUCCUCGUCCUCGCCCGCCUCCCCUGCAUCAGCGCCGCCGCACGCACCGGCGUCCUCUCCCGCCGGUGGCGCAGCCUCUGGCCCCGCCUCCGCCAGAUCGUCUUCCGCGACGUCCCGUUCCCCUCGCUCGAGCAGGUGCUCGUCCGCUUCCCCCUUCCGCCGCCCGCGGUCUCCCUCGUCCACAUCCGCCUCCCCGACAAGCAGCGCAGGCGCGUCCCCGAGGAGCACCGGGCCGACGCCGCCAGCUUCGACUCCCUGCUCCGCGCCGCCGCGCGGCUCGAGCCGGAGGAGUGCGUCUUUGAGCUGCUGGGGCUCGAACGCAACAGUACCCUCGUCGUAGAUCUGCCCCGCUUCCACCGCGCCACCUCCAUCGCGCUGAAUUGUUCCUCCGUCGUCCGCUCCGUGCCGGCCGGCUUCGAGUUCACCGCGCUAGAGACGCUGUCCCUCUCGUCCUGCACUGUCGACAUCGACAACCUGCUCUCCUCCUCAUCCAUGUUUAUUUCGAGAAGCGCGACCUGAGGGUCAGCUCGGCGUCGCUGCAGGAGCUUCUCCUGGAUACGCCUCAGGGCCACGGCGGAUGGAUACAGCGUAUCAGCAUCGUUGCCCCGGUGCUUGAGCAAUUGACCAUGUCCUUCCCCGCCCCGAGAGGCAGCAUUUCCAUCUUGGCACCCAUGGUGAAGAAGGUCCGGUGGCACUGCGACUUAAGCGGGGCGUCUGUUGACUUCAAUCUUUGGGCAAUCCAGCAGCUGACUCUGCAGACGGCGGAGGGACAAGGACAUCUCCCUUCUCUGCACAUUCAUGCUACUGCUCGCUUUUAUAUUUCUCUCGACGAAGAGGACAUCAUGACACCGGAGAUAGAGAAGCAUAUGGUUGCCGAGUUUUCUGCUUUGGAGCUACAUCUCAAAACAAAUGGACAUGUGUUUGGAGCAUUCGCGUUUCAUCUCCUUGGGAUGAAUCGGAUUUGCAGUGCUAUGCAGAGGCUUAAGGUUGUCCUACAGAGAUCAGAGGUGGAAGAAACAUGCUCACCGCAUUGUCCAUGUGACUCCACGGAUUGGAGAUCCCAAACUAUCUCCUUGGCUGCUCUAGAAGAAGUGGAGAUCGACGGCUUUGGAGGAGACCAUCAUGAGAUUGAUUUCUUGAAACUGAUAUUCACAUGUGCUCCAUUGCUUAAAAGAGUGACCGUGAAGCUGUCAAAUGAGGCCUCAUCAAGCGACAAUGGAUGCACAAACAUAUACAACAUCUUCAAGGCCCAUUCUUCCGUGGAACUCUAUGUUUAUCCUAGCUCUGAUUACAAAUCAGAGCUUAUUUCAAUUAGCCUCCUCUGAAGGAUUAAUGCUCGGCAGCCAUAUUGCCCCUCAGCAUGAUUUCCAUGGUUAUGUAUGGUUCCAUGGUUAUGUCUUACGAUUUAGCUCUGUUGCUUCAACCGAUUAUCUUAUCUUAGGUGUUGUUUUGUCAGUGUACUGAAGCUUUAUGUAUGACUGUAAGUGGUGCACCCGAUUAUCGUACUUAAUUCCUGAAAGGUCAUGUGCAGGAUUCAGCUAUCGAAGUUAAUGUACUCAACGUAGUGACCAGUUAAGCCUA